This is a messenger RNA of Mauremys reevesii (Reeves's turtle), 1043 nucleotides long. It is a transcript of the gene C15H17orf67, whose product is annotated as chromosome 15 C17orf67 homolog. NCBI's taxonomy places the organism in Eukaryota, Metazoa, Chordata, Testudines, Geoemydidae. The record is from RefSeq and is a predicted model, not a curated record. Bases 296 to 568 code for a protein of 90 amino acids. The transcript has 6 exons.
UCCACCAUUCUGUCCAUUUGAUAAACUCUCCAUACUUUAGCUAUGGUAGUUCAGCUUUUCAAGAGUUAAACCAACGUAUUAAGAUGCAACUUUGUGCUUGAAUAAGGUCAUAUAUGCAGCACCUUUUAACACGGGCCCCUCACUGGCUGCCUGCCAAAUUAAGGCUCAAGAGUCUAGGAACAGAGACUGUUUAAGCUGAUAAUAGCCAUAUUCAAAACUUAGACCCAGAUGUCUUGAAAGUCCAAAUCAUACUUGUUAUUCAUUUUGGAACAGGCUGAGAGAAAGCAGAAUCAAAAUGAAGAAGUUACUUGUGUUUAUCUUCAUUUUGGUCAUCCUGACUAUUUUUACAGAUACUUCACCAAUUUUGACUGAAAAAGAAGCUAAACAGAUUCUGAGAACCCGUCGUGAAGAUAGACCAAGAAAAGCUGGUUUCCCUGAUGAGCCAAUGAGGGAACACAUGCUUUACCUCCAGCGCUUGGAGCAGAGAUCAGAAGAACAAUUCCUUGAGCAUUGGUUAAAUCCACACUGCUACCCACAUUGCAACAGGAAUUUAGUUCAUCCAGUCUAAAGGGUUUGUUUUUCCCCCAGUUAUUGAUCUCUCCAGGCGCGUUUAAGAGGAAACGGUCUAUGAUUAUGUUAAACAGGACGAGGUUCAUCAGCAUCUGCUAUGUACUAACUAUCGAGCUGAAUGUCUUUGGAAUAUUGAGCAAACUUAGCAUGUAGCAAGGCUUUCUUUUGUAAUCAUACAUAUUUAAAACAAUUUCAUUGACUCACGUAGAUCAUAAUUUUUCAACCCAUCGGUAAGCGAAUGGUUUAUAUGCAUGAAUCUAGGGCUUCUCCUAAGAUUUUAGGAAAGGGGCAGAAUAAGUCACCAACUUGUCUUAGAACAUGUUUAUUUGGGGCACUAUCUUAGUAUAUAUUGAAGCAGGAGGAGGCUUUAAGAGAAAGGAAUAAAUACGAAUGGAAAAUAAAAACAUGAUGAGGCUGCCACCCUUUGGGGUUUUGGAUUAUAGAAUUUCUGCAGCUUUAAUAAUAUUGUAGUG